ACGCCGUACUGGGUUGUUGUUAGUUUGUUACACUUACACAUCUCUCAUUUUUUCUUCCUGCAGUUUGCUUCAACUUCACUCUCUCUCCGCCCUUCUCAAACAUUAUUCGCUUCCACCUACUCAACAAAACUUCACACUCUUACCUCUCAUUCUCUCAAUUUACCUUCAAUUACAAAAUUAAAGGAGAAUCCAACUUCUCAAGCCCUUAAUUUGAGCUUCAUAUAGAUCGUAUAAGGUCAGUUUUGCUCUAAAAUUAUGCUCAAAUUCACCGCAUUUAGUAUUAUAAGUAUUCUUUGAUCUGCAUCCUUUCAUUAGUUUUUCUGGAAUCAUUGAUUUAUUAGUCAAAUUAGUAACUCUGGUAGCUGGAAACCAAGAUCUUAGUUUCUGGGUAUCUGACAAAAUCACAAAACCCUUGAUUUUGGUACUUUUGCUGCGUGGUGAUGAGAGAAACUUAGAAAUUAUGCGAAUUUGUGUAUUUGAACAACUGGGUUUUUGCAAGAUUAGUGGUUAAUUACAGUUUCCUAAGUUGGGUUUUUACGUUGAUUUUGUUUCAUUGUAAAAAAAAUUAAGUGAUUGAUCAUGAGGGUUUUGCCAAUUUUGACUUCACAUGUAGUAUUGUUAGUGUUUCUGUUGUUUAGUUUUACGAGUUGUGAUCUCGACUUCAGUUUCUUGGAUAAAGAAUUCGAACCCGAAAAUGGUGAUUUUGGAACCAACCCUAAUUAUGAUCGCUUAGAUGAAGUGAAAAAGGCUUGUUCUUCGGUCAUAGCUUCUGCUUCUGAAUUGAAAAUCGAUGACAAUGUAAUUGGUACAAUUAAAGAUAAGCUGUUUUUUAAUAAUGGAGAUUGGGAACAACAAGGAACUAGUGCACCUUUGUUGCCAUUCAAUGAUAAGCCACCAGAAAUGUCAUCUGUUUAUGAACAUGAUCAAUACAACUCAUCUCGUUUGAAACCGCCAUAUAAGCUUGUUUCUUUCAAAUUGACUGAUGUUAGUAAAUCACAUCUGUCUAAAAGAACUGUAGCUGUCAAUGGCUUUCUUUACUUGGUGAUUACCUCUAAUCUCCCUUUAGCCACCAUGUCAAGAAAACAAACACCUGAAACUGAAAACCCUGAAUUCUCCAUGUGGAGUGGACAUACUCAACUUGUUAUCAGUUUCCAAGGGAUUUACGCUGAAUCGAGAAAGAACGGUGGAGAGAGAACGUUGUGUAUGUUAGGUAGCACGAUGCUCCCUUCCCGUCAACCCGACUCUAGUGAUAACCAGCCUACACUACUGCAAGAUGAGCAAAUCCUGCUUCUUCUUAACAUUCCAAAGAAAGCUAGUCUACAGUAUAAGGCCAUUCAAGGUGAGAUGAGAAGUUUGAACUCGAAAACAAGUUUAAAGUACUUUGACAAAGUUCAAAUUACAUCUCAGUUACAAGCUAAUGCUCGUGAUUAUGAGUUUAGUCCUGAUGAGAUCAUAGCAAAGGCGUGUAAUCCAUUGUAUCCGUACUCAGAUACUUCCAUUAGUGGCGACAUUGAGGUGUACAAGGGUGCUGAUUUUUGUACAACACUUAAAAAAGGCACCAUUGAUGCGGCUUUUGUUGUUGUACCUCAUUGGAAAUGUAAUGGCACUGAUGAAUUUUGUAGCAAGUUUGGUCCUUUCGCUUCAGAUAAACAGAUUAACGCGACAGACGGAAGUUUCAAGGAUGUGAGAAUUCUUAUGCACAACAUUGUCUGUGUAACUGAAAAACCACGUGGUGAUGGUGGAGUUACGGCAAAAGUUUCUGCAGUUUUCAGGGCUUUUGAUGCUCCGAAUAUUCUAUUCAUUGAAAAUCAAAGAAGUGGAUUGGGAAAUAUGACACUUGUUGCCGAAGGGAUAUGGAAUUCUUCAACUGGACAACUUUGCAUGAUUGGCUGCCUUGGAGUUGUGGGUGUAGAAGAAAUCGAUCAUUGCGAUUCUCGGAUUUGUUUGUACAUACCUUUGUCAUUCUCCAUCAAACAAAGAAGCAUACUUCUUGGUAGCAUAUCAAGUAUCAAGAACAGCAAUCCCCCGUACUUCCCUUUAUCCCUCGAAAUGCUUUAUCAGAGCUUUGAUUACAUUUCUAACGGUUACAAAUACGCACAGCCGUUCUAUCACUAUUCAAAAAUCGAUGAUGCAGGAACUGUACUGGAGAAAUAUGAGCCUUUCAAUUUUGGAACUGUGAUCAAGAAAUCAUUGCUGACAUUUCCUAAACUUCAGGACUCGGAUGAUUAUUCUGACAGUCUCAGACUUCUUGCAGAAGACCUGACACUGUACGUAUCAGCUGUUCCUGAUCCUAUCCCUGUUUUUCAACCUUCGAGAACUAAGAUCGAGAUGGAGGUGCUUUCUCUUGGUCCAAUGUUCGGGCAUAAUUGGUUCUCAAAUGACUCCAUUGAUAAUACACCUUACCUUACAAAGGCUGCAUACACUGAGAAACAGCUUCUUUUAAACGUUUCCACUCAGUUUAAGCUGAAAGGAGGAUCUUAUAAUAACUUCUCAAUGCUUUUUCUGGAAGGAAUUUAUGAUCAACAUGUUGGAAGAAUGUAUUUGAUUGGUUGCAGAGAUGUCAGAGCUUCAUGGAAGGUGUUAUACGAGAGCAUUACGGACCUUGAAAAUGGCCUCGAUUGUUUAAUUGAAGUAGUGAUUUCAUAUCCACCAACUACAGCUCAAUGGGUAGUGACUCCAACAGUUAGCAUUUCCAUUUCUAGUAAAAGAACAGAAGAUGAUCCUUUCUACUUUAAGCAAGUACAGCUUCUCACACUUCCUAUAAUGUACAGAAAACAGAGAGUUGAUAUCCUUUCUCGAAGUGAUUUUGAAGGGAUUCUCAAAAUCUUAAACCUCUCUAUUGCUACUGCUUGCAUUUUGAGUCAACUAUUUUAUACCAGAAAUGCUUCAGAUUCUCUUCUUCCUUACAUGUCUCUUGUCAUGCUAGGAAGUCAAGUUAUUGGUUACGCUCUUCCUCUUGUUAUCGGUGUUGAAUCUCUUUCACAGAACAUGGAUUCUGAAUCAUCAUCUUAUGAUCUUGAGAAAAGUCAGUUGAUCAAGGUAAUUGAUUAUACUGUAAAGCUUCUUGUACUGGUAUGUCUUUUACUUACUCUUAGACUCUGCCAAAAAGUGUGGACUUCUCGUAUCAAGUUACUCUCACAGUCACAGAACUCCAACGACCCACAUCGAGUUCCUACUGAAAAACGGGUUGUUGUUGUUACGUUGUUCAUACACGUUGUUGGUUACAUAGUUGCUCUGAUUUCCCAUUCCUUGAAAACGGGACAACGGCCUACUUGGAUAGAGCAAUAUGUAGAUACAACGGGAAACCCUCACACGUUGAAGCCAUGGGAAACUCUGUUUGAAGAAUAUACAGGUUUGCUUCAAGAUCUUUUCCUUCUUCCUCAGAUUAUUGGCAACAUUAUAUGGCAGAUAAAUGGUAAACCUCUUAGGAAGGUGUAUUACAUGGGGAUCACUGUUGUCAGACUUCUUCCUCACAUGUAUGAUUAUAUUAGAGGUCCGGUCUCUAAUCCGUUCUUCUCUGAAGAGUACGAGUUUGUGAACAGAAAAUUUGAUUUUUACUCCGAGUUUGGGGAUAUUGCUAUACCUGUUUUGGCGAUUGCCUUUGCCGUGAUUGUGUAUAUACAGCAACGGUGGAAUUACGAGAAGCUUAGAAACACGCUUGCUCUUGGGAAACACGUACUUCCUCUGAACUCGAGAAUGUAUGAGAGGGUGCCUACUCAGUCAGCUGAAGCUGAGCUUGUUUCUGGUACCAAUAAUAACAGGAAUGUUCAAGAGAGUGAAGAGUAGACCUGUUUUCAAUGGGCCGGGUUAGGGCCGGGCCGAAAUUAAACGGUCCUCCGGGCUGGGCCUCUAGGGUUUUAAUGGGCCCCCAACCUGUUGAACAGGUCUAGUAAAGAGUAAUGUAUGUAUGUAUGUAUGUGGGUUAGGGCCGGGUCGGGUCAGGCUGGGACUAUUAGUGUAUAAAGGGCUGGGCCCAUUCUAAAACGGGCUUGAUUCAGGUCUAGUGAAGAGUAAUGUAUGCAUUAUAUAAGUUGUAUAAUCCUUAGCUUUCUCACUUGUAAUUUGUAAACUGUGUUUGAUCUGUAUUACUCUGUCUAUCCUGAUAUUCUGAUGGAUUAUUAAUCUAAUUCAUACGUUGUCUUUAUUUUGUUGA
Messenger RNA from Spinacia oleracea (spinach), 4153 nucleotides. RefSeq lists its product as uncharacterized. Bases 580 to 3786 code for a protein of 1068 amino acids. Gene Ontology annotation, cellular component: intracellular membrane-bounded organelle. The record is from RefSeq and is a predicted model, not a curated record. The transcript has a single exon. NCBI's taxonomy places the organism in Eukaryota, Viridiplantae, Streptophyta, Magnoliopsida, Caryophyllales, Amaranthaceae.